Equus quagga is the source of this 9278-nucleotide messenger RNA. It is a transcript of the gene ZSCAN20, whose product is annotated as zinc finger and SCAN domain containing 20. Lineage: Eukaryota; Metazoa; Chordata; Mammalia; Perissodactyla; Equidae. The record is from RefSeq and is a predicted model, not a curated record. The transcript has 8 exons. Bases 237 to 3371 code for a protein of 1044 amino acids.
GUCAGACUUUGGAUACAUGUAGAAGAGAGGUAGGCUGUUUGAGGCCAGAUCGUGGAGGCCUUGAUGUCACACUAAGGGUUAAGGCGUCUCCCAGAGGAUUUAACACUGUGCUAUCUUCGUCCAAGCCUGGGGAGCAUUUCCUCUCCCAGAAGCCCCUUGAAGGACACAUUAUAGAUGCAGGAAGACGUUGGACGAGGACAGCCCAGCUGAAGUGAGGUUCAGGGUAGAUCGUGGCCAUGGCCCUGGAAUCCCAGGCCCAGGCCUCUCCCCGACCCGAGCCUGAAGAGCUCCUGAUUGUGAAACUGGAGGAGGACUCCUGGAGAUCAGAAUCCAAUCCCCGGGGGAAGGGCCGUGAGCUUGUCCCUGGCCCUGAGGUCUCCCGCCAGCGCUUCAGGCAGUUCCAGUACAGGGAUGCAGCUGGACCCCACGAGGCCUUCAGCCAGCUCUGGGCACUCUGCUGUCGCUGGCUGAGGCCGGAGAUCCGCCUCAAAGAGCAGAUCCUGGAGCUGCUGGUGCUGGAGCAGUUCCUGACUAUCUUACCCAGGGAGGCCCAGGCCUGGGUGCAGGCACACCACCCGGAGAGUGGUGAGGAGGCGGUGGCCCUGGUGGAGGACUGGCAUCGAGAGGCCCAGGCUGCGGGAGAGCAGGAACUGGAAUUGUGUGCAGAACAGACCAGGUCCUUAAAGGCAAGGCAGGAAUCUCAAAGCUUUCAGCUGCAGCCAGCAGAUCACUGGCCUGAGGGACAGUCCCAGAAGCAGUGGGUGAAGAAUCCAUGCCCUGACUUUCCCAAGCAUCUAGACACCAAGAUGGCACCACAGCCCCUGAGAGAGAGUGCUGUCCUCACUCCCCGAGUCCCUACUCUCCCAAAGAUGGGGAGCGUUGGAGAUUGGGAGGUGACAGCUGAGUCCCAGGAAGCCCUGGGCCCUGGCAGACAUGCUGAGAAGGAGUUCCGCAAGGACCCGCCAGGAGACAGCUGUGGGAACGGCGUGUCCCUGGGAGUUCCAGUUUUAAAACCAAAUACUAUCUCCCAGCGAGAGCAAGGACCAGAAUUUUGGGGUCCAAGCCUUAUAAAUUCUGGGAAAAGGAACACUGCGGAUUACAGCCUGGAUAAUGAACAAACAAAACCAGCUCAGGCCGUGGCUUGGAGGGACUCCAGGGCCUGGGAAGAACAAUGCCAGUGGGAUGUGGAGGACAUGAAGGUGUCAGGUGUGCACUGGGGCUAUGAGGAGACCAAAACUUUCCUGGCAAUUUUGAGUGAGUCUCCUUUCUCUGAAAAGCUCCGGACUUGUCACCAGAACCGCCAGGUAUACCGGGCCAUUGCAGAGCGCUUAAGGGCACGGGGCUUCCUGCGGACACUGGAGCAGUGUCGCUACAGGGUCAAAAACCUCCUACGGAAUUACCGGAAAGCCAAGAGCAGCCACCCACCAGGCACAUGCCCCUUCUAUGAGGAGCUGGAGGCCCUGGUGAGGGCUCGGACAGUCAUCAGAGCUACAGACCACCCAGGAGAGGCUGUGGCACUCCCUAGGCUGGGGGAUAGUGACGCAGAGAUGGAUGAGCAGGAGGAAGGGAGCUGGGAGCCCGAGGAAACGGCAGAAGACUGUAACGGGGAUGACCUGGCCACCGAUGAGUCUGCCCAGAGGCCCAGGAUUCCCGGGGGCCCAGCUCUGUUCCAGAGUCGUAUUGCAGGUGUGCACUGGGGCUAUGAGGAGACCAAGGCCUUCCUGACCAUUCUCAGUGAGUCUCCAUUCUCUGAAAAGCUUCGCACCUGUCACCAGAACAGCCAGGUGUACCGGGCCAUUGCAGAGCGGCUGUGUGCACAGGGCUUCCUGCGGACACUGGAGCAGUGUCGCUACAGAUUCAAGAACCUCCUUCGAAGCUACCGGAAAGCCAAGAGUAGCCACCCACCAGGGACAUGCCCCUUCUAUGAGGAGCUCGACUCACUGAUGAGGGCUCGGACUGCAGUCAGAGCCAUGGGUACCCUCAGGGAGGCAGCUGGUCUCCCUAGGUCUGGGCAGAGCAAUACUGAAGCUGAUGACGAGGAGGCCUGGAAUGAGAUGGCAGAUGAUGAUGCCACCAAACCUCCAAACCCAUGUCCUAAAACCCCAAACACUGGUUUUGAGAUGAGGCAUGAGGAUGAAGACCAGAUUUCAGAGCAGGACAUUUUUGAGGAUUUGCCUGGAGCCUUAUCAAACUGUGCUACAGAGGGUGUUUGCCACCCUUAUGAUUGGGGGGAGGACAGUGAAAAUGAAAAUGAAGGUGAAGGGCAGUGGGGAAAUCCCCCCCAGGAACAGUGGGAAGAAUGUUCUUCUGAAGAGGACUUAGAAAAACUUAUUGACCAUCAAGGCCUGUACCUUGCGGAGAAGCCCUACAAGUGUGACAUGUGCGUGAAAAGCUUCAGUCGGAGCUCCCACUUCAUCGCCCACCAGCGGAUCCACACAGGUGAGAAGCCCUAUGCGUGCCUUGAAUGUGGGAAAAGCUUUAGUGACCGCUCUAACCUCAACACCCAUCAGAGAAUCCACACUGGAGAGAAGCCCUACACAUGCCUGGAAUGUGGGAAGAGCUUUAGUGACCACUCCAAUCUCGUCACCCACCAGAGAAUCCACACGGGGGAGAAGCCCUAUAAAUGUGGGGAAUGUUGGAAAAGCUUCAACCAGAGCUCAAACCUUCUGAAACAUCAGCGAAUCCACCUGGGAGGAAAUCCUGACCACUGUCGUGAGCCUGGGGACCACUUUGGCCAAAGCCCAUCCUUCGGUGCUCACUGGAGGAACUCUGCAGAGGAGCCAACUCCUGAACAACCUCAAAGUGCCAGGAAGAACUUGAAUCCUCCGGGACCACAGAGCACCAACUCAGGGGAAAAGCUUUACCAGUGUUCCGAAUGUGCAAGAACCUUCUCUAAGAGCUCUGCCCUCAUCAGUCACCAAAGAAUCCAUACGGGGGAGAAACCGUAUGAAUGUGCUGAAUGUGGGAAAAGCUUCAGUAAGAGCUCCACGCUGGCCAACCAUCAGCGAACCCACACUGGGGAGAAGCCGUAUAAGUGUGCGGACUGUGGGAAAUGCUUCAGCGAGCGCUCCAAGCUCAUCACGCACCAGCGAGUGCACACAGGGGAGAAGCCCUACAAAUGCCUCGAGUGUGGGAAAUUCUUCCGCGACCGCUCUAACCUCAUUACUCACCAGAGGAUUCACACGGGAGAGAAGCCUUAUAAGUGCAGAGAAUGUGGGAAAUGCUUUAACCAGAGCUCCAGUCUUAUCAUUCACCAGAGAAUCCACACUGGGGAGAAACCCUACAAGUGCAUGGAGUGCGGUAAAGACUUUAACAAUAGCUCCCACUUCAGCGCCCACCGGAGAACCCACACAGGAGGGAAGGCAUCGUAGGAGACACCUCCUCCCACAACAGAAGAGAUAAAUGUAUAUUUAAAUCCCCCAGAUGUAUGCUAGAAAGAAACGUUCCCAAUUUUUAAGUUUGGUGUAUACCCAGGGAAGUUAAAUCUUGAUAUAAUCCAGGUAAUUCGGAAGUGAAUUAUAAAUGCUAAGGAUCCAGAUUUGAAGGCACUUUUCUUAAGUGUAAUUUGUUUUUCUCCUGUAAAAAACCCACACACAGUCCUCAGGCUGGGCUUAGAUUUGCUGUCAUGUAAGAGCUUUAUCAGUGUUUGAGCCAAACUGGUAACUUAGGGGAUUAGAGGUAAGUCAGUGGUCCUGAACAGUGAUCCCAAACCUCGCCAUGCCUUCACACCGGCCACAUGUGCACAUGUCCUGUUGGCAUAUUGGCACGUUCUCACACAUGGUAGUUUUCAGUUGAGCGUAUCCUCACGGGAGAACUUUGAGCCUCUGGUGAGAGAGGGGGAUAACUGAGAAUCAGUGGCCUAGAGCAGGCCACCGUGAGCUCAACAAAGAGUAGGAACAACAGUGACAUCAUUGUGAAAUCAUGAUUAAUACUAGCAAAAGUAGCCAGUGUUUGUUGAGCGUUUGCUUUCUGGGGGGCUGUAUGCUAAGCACUUUAGACACAUCGUCUCAUUUAAUCCUCACCGCAGCCCCGUGAGGUAGGUACUCGUAUUCUCCCCAUUUUUCAGAGGAGAAAACUGAGGCUUGGGAAGGUUAAGUCACACAUCUGAAGGGGGCAGAGGCAGGAUUCAAUCCAAUCCGUCUGUCUCCAGAGCCUGAGGUGCUGUUACCUUUGUGCUGAAUCCCCAUUCACAUCAGGGCAGGUAACUCAGGACCAGGAUCUCCAAGCACUUCCUAGACCACGUUUCCUGUUAAAAUUCUUUUACGAAUUAUCCUUGUAACAAAUACGGAAACAGAGAAUCCCUAAAGAUUGAAGGACAAUGUUUAGAAUUGACAGUGUGCUUUGAGCAAGGCUAAGCAUUUGGUGGGAAUUUCCCUCUUUACAGUACGAUGGGUAGGAGAGAGGUGGGUUGAGAUUGGGGAAAAUACAGAGCCAAAGCGAUGUUUCUUUCAGUGAGGUACUGCUCUGGCUAAGGAAAUGGGGUUUAAGGUUUCCCCUUUCCUUGGGGAGUCACGCCUGCUUCUUGUUGCCCUUGGCUGGGUCAGGUUAGACCUUAGAAACCUGGGCCUGGGCUUUGGCCUCUCUGGCCCUUCCCUCUGGGCAUAGCAGACGCCUGGUCCCUGGCCCCCAUGCCAAGGUGGAGCAGGAGGGCGGUGGAAGGAGUUGGUGUGUGGGGCACUCUGCGGAGAGGACUGAAUGCCGUUCAGGGCACGGUUUUAUCCUGAGCCCGCUCGUCCCAGGCCUGCCCACGGCUUUCUAAGUGUUGUCCCUUAAGACCCGCCUCCCACACAGGCUAGAUUCACAGGAUGGUUUUCUAAGCUGCAGCCCUUUGGCCUCCAGAGUUUCUCCUCAGCAGGGUUUAAAAAUGCUGGCCAAGGGCUUUGGUUUCCAUAGGAUUUUAAAGGAAAACCCCUCUCCUGACGUCUGCCUCUGACACUGGGAUUCCGUUCCUACCCUGGUUAUUUCACAGACCUGGGAAGUGCCUAUCUGAUAACGGAUGGGUUGGAACCUUGAAAAAUGCGACUUUCUGAUCACAUGUGAGGAAGUCAGUGGAGAGGUUUGACUCCCACGGAAUGAUCACUCCUUGACCUCUUCCUUGGCUUCUCGAGACCUAGCUUCCGUGGGAUCCCUGCCUGUCAACUCCUGCCCGGUUUACUUUCCUGGCUCACGAGAUCUCUGAGGGGCAGGGGUCAUGGGUGAGGCUGGACUGGAAUCAGCAGAUGUCAUUAGCUGAAAUAAGAUGCUAUGUAGGGCACCGUAGGAGCUGAGAGGAAGGGCCCUGAAGGAGAGGAAGGGAGUUCCAGGGAAAGGCACAAUGGUGGAAAUAGCAUGGAUUCAGGUGGGGGUGGGACCAUAGCUUCUUAGCACUAUUGGGGUGUAAAAUGGGAGGAGAGGAGUGGUGGGAGCUGAGAUUGGAGGGGUGCUGGGGCAGGGUCAUGGAGGACCCCAUGUCUGAGUGGAGCUUAGAUACAGGCUGAGGGUGGCAUGGUCAGAGGUGCACACAUCUAAUAGCUGAAUGGAACUUGGGUUUGCUACAAUUAGGGCGACCUGUUGGGAUGCUAUUGCAAUAUUCUAGUGAAAAGUGAGGGUCUGAACUAGAGCAGUGGUUACACUGAAGACGAGGGGUGGAUUUGAGAGGUUUCAGAGGCAGAAUUGGGGACAGCACAGGAAAGCUAGAACCGUGGAUGACUGGGCAGAGCAUGUCCUCAUGCAGAAUUGAGAACACGGGAAGGAGAUGCAGCUGGGGCAGGAGGGCAGAAGAUUGUGUUUAAUCCGGGACAUUUUGAACUUGAGGUGCAUAGAGGACAUCUGAGCGGCGAUAUGCAACAGGCACUUGGCUAUGUGGGCCUGAAGCUGGGGGAGAGGUUAGGAGUAGAGAGUUCUCUGUGUGCCUGGUAGUUAAACUCUGAGAACGGGAGUCUUUUCAAACUCAGGAAUAUUGGGGCUUGGACAGAACUUGAGAAGCCCCAAGUGUGGAGGAAGAUGCCCCUCAAAGGAGCUCUAGGCCACUGCCCACACCCCCCAAGCCCUGCACACUCCUGUCAUCUUUUGGACACUGCCUCCAUCCCUGCCGACCCAAAAUUCUCAGUGUAGUCCUGAGUCUUCUGGAACCUUCACUGUGGAGGCCAAGCUGAGCUCUGUGCAGAAGUGAGAUGGCAGCCUCUCCCCACUUGAGUGUCACCCGUUCCCCUGCUAGUGUGCUAGUGUCUCAUGUUCCCAGUGAAGUUUUGAUGUUUAUUACCUGUCACUCCUUUCUCGUAACUCUUAACUGUGGGUUCAGCCGUGAAGGCAAGGGCAGCGUGGGCCGGGAGAGAAGACUGGGCCGGGUGGACCCUCCUCCCUGUGUACCCAGCUCUUCCUUUGGAAGAGGUUCUCUUUCCGGUGGCUUCUGUGUUUGGGUCCUGACCACCACUUUCCCGGGGCACCUGGACAUCCUCCAGCAGGUCUUGGCUGCUCGAAUAAACUGACAUCUGGUUUUACACAUCCUGAGCUUUGUUGACAUGAGUCCGCUCCUGGGGCGGAGCUUCACUUUGCGAACGGGCCUCAGCCUGGGCGGCUGCCGGUCAGACCGUGCUGUGGGGGGAGACCGACACAGUGAAUGCUACCCGGGGAGGGUGGAACCUGUGAGCUGCGUCCCUUCACUUGAUUUCUGUGCCCUCCACCCCAGGAGGGGCGUUGGCUCUUCUGAGGUGACUUAAGGGCACCGAAAGGACUCUCCUUCCACGACUCAGGAGGCAGCGGUCACAAAGGAAGGGGCUGGAAAGGUGGGGCUGAGGCUGCUUUAGAGACCCAGUUUUUUCUUAGGCCUUGGCCUCAGCAGCUGAACUCAUGGUCAUGGCUUUCUCAGCCUUUUGUCCCCACAGCCCCCUGCCCGAAGGAGUAUAAGGUACCUGGGGUCCUCCCAUGCUGAAAAUGUGACCGUCAGGACCCCUGGGUCCCCUGGGUGGUUUCCUCUGCCCCAUCCUGUUCGGGGACCCCUGGUGGGGAUAGCUCUCUGCCUUCAGGCUGCAGAGAAGUUUAUAUUUAGUCACGUUGUGGAGAAGAGUGACGCCCUCUAGGGAUGGGGCAGAGUUGUGCCGUAGUGAUGCAGUGAUGUUCAGAGGCGGGGUGGACUCAUGUUACCCAGGCUGCCCUGGGUCUUGGGACUCCAGACGUCAGUCCCAGGCCUGCUUCUCCAUUUGCUCCCUGCAUUCUGUUCCAUUUGCAUUUUUUGCCACUGGGUGGAAGCUGACGACUUCCAGUUCUGUCUCCUGCCCUGGGCUCUCCUCUUAGGGGCCCAGUCACCUGCCCGCCAGCCCUACGCGGGUGACUCCCGGGCUCCUCCAGCCCCACCAGGCCCACCUGCUGCCGUCUUCGGCCUCCUCGCCCGCACAUUCAGCACGUGCACUUAGGUACGCACUCAGUGGCUCACAGACAAGCCGCCUUCAUGUCCCCAGGGAGUCUUGCACACUCAGACUUCUGACAGACUCAGUCUCCCAGACACAUGUUCUCCCUUCUAAUGGCACUUUCCAGCUGGGUGCGGUUACCCAGCUGCCUGGGAAGUCUUUCUGAAUGGAGUCAGUACCUGCAGUCAGAAUCCUGUGAAACAUCCCCUUACCUCCAUUUUGAUCCCAUUCUUCCUUUAGACGUCCCUUAGCCCCCCUCGUCUUAGCAGCAAACAGCAGCCUCUGCCAUAGAGGUUGGUGCUACGUGCAGUGGGAGGUCAGGGGAGUCUGGGAUGGCAGACACUUUUGUCGUCUUCCCCACAGCUCCUGGCCCCCAACACCGGUAUGACCACUAGCAUAUAUUUAGCACCACUUUUCCCUCACUCUGAUUUUAGGCAAAUCUGGAGUUAACUCGAAAGGCAUAUUUAGGGGGCUAAAGGCACAUUCUUCUUCACCUCACGGUUACUUCCCCCACCCCACGGUGCAGCUGAAUGGCUGGCCUCUCCUCAUUUCCCUCUGUGCAUCUCUCACCUGGCGCCUGUCGGGAACCCUAGAAGGAGCCUGCGCCCAGGAACCCCCUCCCGUGCUGCUUGGGGGAAGAAGCAGAGAAUGUGCGGGGCCCCUCUUCUCAGUGUGCUGUCGGUUCUCCUCCUCUCAAGGCUGAGAGCUGCUUUGUUCUAACAGUCACUUACUUAAGUCAAGAGCAUCAGAACAGUCAAGGGCAGAAUCCAGGUAAACAGUUUGGCCUGGACUCACUGAUCCACAUAGACAUCGAUUUUCUAAUCAGGGCACGGUUAGUGAUUCUCUUGGUGUGUGAUGAUUCUGAUCCUGUCUGCCAUCACAUAGUACUUAUUUCUAAAGUCACAUUUAUUUUUCACAUUUUCAUUGUAGGAAAAUGUUCCAUAAUUGUGCCUCCUAGAGGGGAAGAAGAUUGAGCAAACAAGUCUAUCUCCAAGGCUGGUGUGGAUCAGCAUUGCGGGUUCAUCUGAGCCCAAGCGGGAGAGGAACCACGGGCAGGGCUUGACAGAGCCAUUGUCACUGAAAUCUCUUCUGAGUCACUGGGGCUCAGGGAGCUCCACUUGGUGCCAGGUGACAAAUGUGGCAGAGCGGAAAGGGCUCUUCCCCCUCCUUCCACAGAGAACGUGGCUUGGCUUCAGCACUUUGGGGAAUUCAUAGAUCUCAGAGUAGCUUCUGCAUAUUUAAAGAGAGCAGAGACCAGCAGGAGUGGGUCAAGGGUGUGCCCUGGAGGUGGUGGUGAGAAGCUUCUUUGAAACCCUCAGUGCCAACCUCACCUGGGGUCCAGGUCAGGAGAACACCUCUACAGACAGCACCCAGUGAGGACAGGGCUUGUUCAUGACCACAUCUGAGGUCCCCAACCCCACCCCACCCCACUCCUGAAGUUUCCCAGAAAUAGACAGAGGAGGUGAGGCCAGCUGGGCUGGAGGUCAUGCUGACCCCGUCUGGCACGUCCUGGGGAGACAGAAAACACAGGUGUUAUCUUUGGGGACCUUCCUUGAGAAACUAAUUUGUUAUGAAAACUAGACAUCUGUGAUUGAUUUUCGUCCUCUCUUAGUGACUGUGAAAUUAAAAUGGAUUCAAGUUUGGCUACAAGGAGGCUCAGAAGUUUAAGGUCCAAUCCUAAAAAGGGGACAGGUUCUUUGGGUUUCAACAUGUGCAUCAAUCCAUGCUUCACUUUAUUUGGCCGUGUUUCACUUCCCUAUCCUUUAUUGUUUCGUUUCUCCUGUGGUAUUAUAUAUAUCUCCUAAAGCUGGUCAAAUCCUAUUUUGGUGAAGUGAUCUGAUAAAUUAACAAAUUAUACUGAUUAAACUGGAAAAUAGAAAAGAUGAACUUGUU